CCAAACUCCCGACACAACCCGCAGUCCUCGUCGUCUCCAAUCGAUACAACCCGCCGCUCCGACACAGGCGCAUGGACGCCGGAGCUCCCCUCUCCAGCUCCGCUGCGCUGCACCCCUGCUCUCCCGCACGUCCUCCUCCGCCGCCACAGCUUACUCCUCAGCCGCUCCCUCCUGCCUCGCGUAGCUCCCCUGACCCCCUUGCCUGCCUCCCGAAUCUCCCCUCUUUCACUCCAAAAAUCAUUUCUUCUCCUCCCGCCGUGUCUCCUGCUCGCGUGCGGCGACGGCACGUCCUCCUCGUCGACCCCGCCUCCGGUCGCCGCCUCGGCCGUGCGCCCAUCUCCUCUCGUUCCAUCUGCGGCGAGCCGGAUUUGGGCCUCAACGAGAAGGUCAGCUUCCUUUCUCUGCACGAGCACGCGGAGGCCGCGGCCCUCACGGACGCCGUCGAGCAGGCCGCAGAUCCACAGAUGACGGACGCAGUAGUACGUCCUCGGGCCUCCUACUCGUGCGAGGCAGGAAUGCAUGGCGACGGCGUGGACGCCCCCUCCGUGGUCACCACGCCGGGGGGAGGUGGUGGCAACACAGCAGCUCGAGCUCGCCUUCCUCAACCCCAGCACCCUGACCCUGAGGCGAAUGUGGAUGUUGCACAAUAUUGUGAAGGUGUAGCACUGCUCAAUUCAAUUUCCACUGCACAUAUCUACUUCAAUUUCUACUACAAAUUCACCUUUUCAACAGCAGACGCGGGGCAGAGAAGUCAGACGGCAAGGAGGAGCAGCAGCAUCAGAAGGCGAGGAGGAGCAGAAGCAUCAGACGGCGAGGACUCGAUCGGGGGCGUUGGCGUUGCCCAAGAGCAGCAGCAUCAGAGGCUGGAGGGAAUCGCGGCGGCCGCAGAAGGAAGCGGCGGCCAGCGACUUGCCCAAAUCCCGCACCGGCGGCCGCGGGCGCGAGGAAGCGGGCAGAGGAUGAGGGCGCGGGCCGCACCGGCUAGGGACGCGAGCAGGGCGACAAAGGAGGUGCCGUCAGCCGUGGAGGAGGCGGGCGUCCAGUUGGUCGCCGCGGAGGAGCAGUCACCUCCGUGUGGGCGGCGGCGCAGCUCGCCUUCGUGCAGGCGGCACAGGUGGGCAGGGGCGCCGCGGAUUGGCAGCGGCGGCGCAGGUGGGCGGUGGCGCAGCGGCGACGCAGGUGGACGGCAGCGCGCUGGGCUCUACGGUGGCUGCCGACGGCGCGCUGGGCUUGUUCCUGCCGUGGGCGUCCGGAGGAGGAAGAAGCAAAGGGGUAAUUAGCAGGAGAUUUAAAAUCCUAAGGGUUUAUUUGCAAAAAUCACAAUGAACUACGCCGUGGACAACUUUUCCCGGACGGAGGGAGUAGUAAGUAAAACGUUCUUGAGGACAUAUGAGAAUUUCAUCUAGUCACUUUCAUCAUGUUUGUUUGA
Molecule: messenger RNA, 1429 nt
Organism: Aegilops tauschii subsp. strangulata
Lineage: Eukaryota; Viridiplantae; Streptophyta; Magnoliopsida; Poales; Poaceae
Source: RefSeq, a predicted model, not a curated record